CCUCGAAGAGAAGGGGGAAGAGAGAGAGAGAGAGAGAGAGAGCGAGCGAGCGAGCGAGCGAGGGGAAUGGAGAUCGUCUGGCAAACUCCGGCGAACCCGCCGGAGGCCCGUGACUACAUUAUUCGCGACGGGAAGCGCUUCGUGAGGCCCUACUACUUCGAGUUCGUCUCUUACGUGAAGAAUCGGUGGGUUGGGAAAACGGUUGUCGACCUCUUCGCCGAGGAGUUCACUGGCCGGCCUCGCGAGUACUAUGUGGGUGCUGUUAAAUCUGGGAGGAUUCAGGUCGAUGGGCAGGUUGUUUCAUUGUCAUAUAGAGUACGAUCUUCGCAGAAGAUCAGCCACUUCCUGCACAGGCAUGAACCUCCUGUUUUAGCUGGGAGUAUAUCGAUUUUGCAAAAGGAGCCAGAGGUUGUAACAAUUUGCAAGCCAGCAUCUAUGCCGGUACAUUCUUGUGGUCAAUAUAGAAAGAAUACUGUUGUUGGCAUCCUACAGGCAGAGCACGGCUUGACACCCUUAUUUCCUGUGCAUCGGUUGGAUCGCCUUGUUUCUGGUCUUCUUAUCUUUGCAAGAAAUCCUAGUAAGGCAGAUCAACUUAGACAACAGAUUGAGGCUGGUUUGUUGCAUAAAGAAUACAUUGCCAAGGUUUUGGGGGUAUUUCCUGAAGGAGAGCAAGUUGUCAAUGCAAAUAUAGACUAUAAUGCACGAGAGGGAAGGAGCUCAGUAGAGACUGCUGACAAGUGCAAUGGUAAACACUUGAAAGGCAAGACCGCAUGCACUAAAUUUACAAGGAUAAGCACUAAUGGAAUCCAUAGCAUUGUUCUAUGUGAGCCUGUCACUGGACGUACUCAUCAGAUACGUGUACAUUUACAACACAUAGGCCAUCCAAUAGCCAAUGAUGAGUUGUAUUUGCACCAUUCUGAGGUGAUUGCUCCUCGUUCAACUAAAAGAAUGCAUCCUGAGAGUGCUGCCAUGGACACAUAUCAGCCAUCCCCUGUACUGGAAUCUUCAUAUGAUGUAAAUUCCAAUGAAGAAUUCAGCAUUGAUCCAAUGUGCACAAAUUGUCCUAAUUUAGGCCCCAAAGGAUAUGAUGGAGAUGAGGAGGGCUUAUGGUUGCAUUGCUUACGAUACUCAGGACCGGAUUGGACAUAUGAAUGCCCAUUCCCUGAUUGGGCAUUCCUUUUGUAAUUAAUUCUGUAGGAGAGCAGGACAUGAAUGGAGCCAAAACAAUUGGUCCUCCUGGAACUGCAUUCUGCAAAAUUCUAAUCUUAUUUUUUUGAGCAUUUGUUGUGCCAAAGCCACGGAGCAACCUCAAAUCUGUACUCAUUCGGCAUAUUUCUUGCAAAUUCUAUAAUAUAUUGUGGCCAUGAUAUUUGAUCAAA
Dioscorea cayenensis subsp. rotundata (Guinea yam) is the source of this 1379-nucleotide messenger RNA. Its product is annotated as RNA pseudouridine synthase 7. The transcript is spliced from 12 exons. The coding region runs from base 67 to 1185 and encodes 372 amino acids. Gene Ontology annotation, molecular function: pseudouridine synthase activity; RNA binding. Gene Ontology annotation, biological process: pseudouridine synthesis. The record is from RefSeq and is a predicted model, not a curated record. Lineage: Eukaryota; Viridiplantae; Streptophyta; Magnoliopsida; Dioscoreales; Dioscoreaceae.